AAGAGAACUCUAUAAAUUGUUGCGCUAGGGCUCUCGCUCUCUCUUUAUCGCGCGAAAGAGGCCGCUCCCGCCGCUCUCCUUGGUUUUCCUAUUUUUGCUAGAAAAUUAGUCAUGGGUAAGGAGAAGGUUCAUAUCAACAUUGUGGUCAUUGGCCAUGUCGACUCUGGAAAAUCUACCACCACAGGCCAUCUUAUUUACAAGUUGGGAGGUAUUGAUAAGCGUGUUAUUGAGAGAUUUGAGAAGGAAGCUGCUGAGAUGAACAAGCGUUCUUUCAAGUAUGCUUGGGUACUUGACAAGCUGAAGGCUGAGAGAGAGCGUGGUAUUACCAUUGAUAUUGCUUUGUGGAAAUUUGAAACAACAAAAUACUACUGCACAGUCAUUGAUGCCCCCGGCCAUCGUGAUUUCAUCAAGAACAUGAUUACUGGAACAUCUCAGGCUGACUGUGCUGUUCUCAUUAUUGAUUCAACAACUGGUGGUUUUGAGGCUGGUAUCUCAAAGGAUGGGCAGACUCGUGAGCACGCACUCCUUGCUUUCACUCUUGGUGUUAGGCAAAUGAUUUGUUGCUGCAAUAAGAUGGAUGCUACAACACCAAAGUACUCCAAGGCACGAUAUGAUGAAAUUGUAAAGGAAGUCUCUUCCUAUUUGAAGAAAGUUGGUUACAACCCUGAUAAGAUUCCUUUUGUUCCAAUCUCUGGUUUUGAAGGGGAUAACAUGAUUGAGAGAUCAACAAAUCUUGACUGGUACAAGGGUCCAACACUCCUUGAAGCCCUUGAUUUGAUCAAUGAACCCAAGCGCCCAUCUGAUAAGCCCCUCCGCCUUCCUCUUCAGGAUGUUUACAAGAUUGGUGGCAUUGGAACUGUCCCUGUUGGUCGUGUUGAGACUGGAGUGUUGAAGCCAGGUAUGGUUGUCACGUUUGCCCCCACAGGACUGACAACUGAAGUCAAGUCUGUGGAGAUGCACCAUGAGGCCCUCCAGGAGGCUCUCCCAGGUGAUAAUGUGGGCUUCAACGUAAAGAAUGUUGCUGUUAAGGAUCUAAAGCGAGGUUUUGUUGCCUCAAACUCCAAGGAUGAUCCUGCAAAGGAGGCUGCCAAUUUCAUCUCGCAAGUCAUCAUCAUGAAUCACCCUGGUCAGAUUGGCAACGGUUAUGCUCCUGUCUUGGAUUGCCACACAUCUCAUAUUGCUGUCAAAUUUGCGGAAUUGCUUACCAAGAUUGACAGGCGAUCUGGCAAGGAGCUUGAGAAGGAGCCCAAGUUCCUCAAGAAUGGUGAUGCAGGUUUAGUGAAGAUGAUUCCCACCAAGCCAAUGGUGGUGGAAACAUUCUCUGAGUAUCCACCUCUUGGUAGGUUUGCCGUCAGGGACAUGAGGCAGACUGUAGCAGUCGGUGUUAUCAAGAGCGUGGAGAAGAAGGAUCCAACUGGUGCCAAGAUCACCAAAGCUGCCCAGAAGAAGAAAUGAACUGAGGAUUGCAAGUCAGGGUUGUCUGGAGUCGUCGUUAGCUGUUGUGUUGUCCGUCUGUUUCAUUGCCUUUACAAGUUCGCGUGUAUGUUAUCUGGAGUCUGGAUGCAGAACUGGGUGCUCGACAGGCGAUGGCAGGCUUUAAGGUCUAUUUAUGUUUUCCAUAGUAAAAACCAUUCGGAUUUUUACAAGUCUAUGUGCUGUUGAGUGUCCUCUGUUGUUACUUGUAUUGUAUUAAACUGUACUGGUCGUUGUUCCUGCAUGAGUAAAUAUGUAUUUAUAUAUGCUUAUUGUUAAUCUGUUA
This is a messenger RNA of Zingiber officinale, 1759 nucleotides long. RefSeq names its product elongation factor 1-alpha-like. Gene Ontology annotation, biological process: translational elongation; translation. Bases 112 to 1455 code for a protein of 447 amino acids. The record is from RefSeq and is a predicted model, not a curated record. The transcript is spliced from 3 exons. NCBI's taxonomy places the organism in Eukaryota, Viridiplantae, Streptophyta, Magnoliopsida, Zingiberales, Zingiberaceae. Gene Ontology annotation, molecular function: GTP binding; GTPase activity; translation elongation factor activity.